CUAUAUAGAGACAAUACACAGUGUUGCCACUAUUGUUAUUCAGUUUUCUGGAUUCUAGUGGCUUCUGCUUCUCACUUCUGCUACAUUUAUAAUGAUUAUUUUGAGCAUUUUAACCUGAAAAUGAAAGUCGAUAGACUAGCAAUACUAGGAUUGACCAGGAUUAUUUACAGAUAAAUCAAUGACCUUCAUUUUGUGUGACUGAAGUCGUUAAUGUAUUAGAGCCGCCGAAUUUCGUUAACGAAAAAUUUAUAAAAUGCUUCGUUUGAAAUAUUGCAAGUUUAUUUCCAUGGCUGCACAAUGCAGACACAUGGCCACCGUGAAAAGGUUUUAUCGAAAAACAGGUAUAUUAUGCAAUGGAAGCAAGUAUGAAAUUACGUUAGACCAAAGGAAAUUGAAAACACCGCUUGGCAAAGUGUUUGAAAUUACAAGCGAACCUUUAGCUUUGGCUGUAGCCCACGAGUGGGACAGCCAACCAGAAAUUAUCAACCGCAAUAUUAUGCAUUUAACUGCUUUGUGCAGUACAGUACUAGAUAAUCCUAACAAACUUACAAAAGAAGAUAUUGCAAAUUAUAUAGUGAAUUUUUUGGAAACAGAUACACUGCUUUUCCAAUCAAAUGAAACUGAGAAUAAUACAGAUGAAUUGUACAAGUUACAAGAAAACAAAUGGGAUCCGCUCAUUCAGUGGUUCUGCGAUCGAUAUCAAAUUGAUAUUGUUAAAACGAAAAGUAUAGAUGCACCAAAAAUACCUCAAGAUACAAAAGAUGAAAUAAAGAAAUAUUUAGUAUCUCACAGCCAUGAAGCAAUUUUUGGUUUUAUGUACGGAGUAGACACUGUCAAAUCUGUCAUCUUGACACUAGCGGCGUCAGAAAGAGUAAUAAAUGUCGAGGAAGCAGUCGCACUUUCCCGUUUAGAAGAAGAUUUUCAGAUUUCUCAUUGGGGCAACGUGGAAUGGUCGCAUGAAUUAGCAAAAUACGAUUUGCAAUCACGCAUGGCAGCUGCGAUUCUGUUUAUCCAUCUAAACUCGUCAUUCGUGAGCUGUAGACCAAAAACGAAAAUGACCAAUGCCACAUGA
This is a messenger RNA of Phymastichus coffea, 1072 nucleotides long. RefSeq names its product ATP synthase mitochondrial F1 complex assembly factor 2. The record is from RefSeq and is a predicted model, not a curated record. Gene Ontology annotation, biological process: mitochondrial proton-transporting ATP synthase complex assembly. NCBI's taxonomy places the organism in Eukaryota, Metazoa, Arthropoda, Insecta, Hymenoptera, Eulophidae. The coding region runs from base 254 to 1072 and encodes 272 amino acids. Gene Ontology annotation, cellular component: mitochondrion. The transcript has 6 exons.